GUCGGGACGGGAGAAACCGCGAGAGAAGAAAAGGGUGUUGAAAAGAGGAAAUAGACGCAGAUUGAUUGAGAGGUGUUGCAAGAAGCAAUUGGUCAACUAAGUAACUCUUGAAAUCUACCUAAACAAUGAAUUCGUUUUUUCGUCGACGAAUGCUGCUAUGUUCACUCAAGUUCUAUGGAGUUCGAAGACUUUACUUCUUCACAAUAUUUAUAUUUGUUAGUUCCUUGAUAGUAUUUGGACUGAUCGGGUACCACAAACCUUUCCAUCAAAAGAAAAUACACUCGGAUAAACAACAAAGAGAGCAAAGAAAAACUGGAACAAUAUCUGGAGUUGUUAAUCUUCCUCAAAAUAAUGGUCAGCAGAAACCAACAGUUGAAACAUCUGACCAGAACUCAACCAAACGUUUACCUAAUUCUCCUGAUCAACUUCAUAUUUUGUCAUCAGAUGUGCUAAAGCUGAUGCGGACUACGAAACCAAAUUAUAACAUUCAUACGUUCUACUACCCUUGGUAUGGAAAUCCAAAAUAUGAUAAGGUUUACCUCCAUUGGGGUCACGUAUAUGAGCAACAUUGGAAUGCACUCUAUGCCAAGCAGUGGCCAUCAGGAAGACACUCACCACCUGAGGAUAUUGGGUCCAACUUCUACCCAACACUCGGGACAUACAGUUCAAGAGACAAGGCUGUUUUGGAAAGCCACAUGAGGCAGAUACGGGCUGCUGGAAUAGGUGUAGUGGUUGUCUCAUGGCUGCCGGCAAAUAGUAACGAUGGUGAAGGCAAGUCUUGGAACCAUGUGAUGAUGAUCUUACUUGAUACUGCUCAUAAAUAUUCACUGAAGAUAGCCUUUCAUCUUGAACCAUACAAACAUCGCAGCAUCUUCUCGAUCCAGCAUAACCUCAAGUACAUCUUUAAAACGUAUGGUCAUCAUCCUGCACUUUAUAAACACCAGCACAAUGGGAAAAUCCUGCCAAUGAUGUACGUUUAUGAUUCGUACGAAAUUACUCUUGAUCGAUGGCAAUACCUUCUCCGCCCUGGUGAAAGGUAUUCAAUCAGAGGGUCUGAGAUAGACGCUUUCUUUAUCGGACUACUAGUCAAGGCUUCCCACCGACGAGAACUGCUGGAGUCAGGAUUUGAUGGUUUUUAUUCAUAUUUUGCCAGCGUUGGUUUUUCCUACGGGGCAAGUCCGCAGAAUUGGGGGAGUUUGUCUGCGUUUGCUCGGCAGAAAAACCUGAUGUUUAUUCCGAGUGUGGGACCGGGCUAUGAUGAUACUAGGAUUCGACCAUGGAAUUUUCAGAACAAAAAAUCUCGAAAUAACGGUACUUAUUACGAGAAAAACUUUAAAUUAGCCAUGAAGGCCAAAACUGGUAUAAUCAGUAUAACAUCGUUCAAUGAGUGGCAUGAGGGUACACAGCUUGAAAUGGCAUCGCCACACGAUAUAAGAAAUUCAUACGAUGAUGUUAUUUAUUCUUAUGAAGAUUAUGAGCCCUAUCCACCUGAUUAUUACAUAACUUUAACCAAUAAGUUAGUAAAACAGUUCAGUGAUAAAAGACCAUCAUCAAAUUCAAAACCUCUAAAGGGCUUAUAAAAGUAAGUUUGAGACGGUCUUUUCAUUAAGUAGUUUACAUGUAUCUUGAAGUUAGGGUCAACCUCAGUCAUCUCCCCUCCAUGUACAUGUACAUUGAGAUGCAUUUUGGAAUUUGAGUGAAAUUUAUUUAUUUUGAUACAAACUGUGUAUGUGCCACAUGAUAAUGUAUAUACGAAAGUCAACACAUAUAUUUAAGACCUAUCAUAUUUAACUUUGUUUUUAUUUUAUGUGGCGGGAUCUUCAUUGCAAGGUGAAAGAAAAUUAGCUGCUCAGUGGUUCAUCUCUCAUUUAUUUGUUGAUUUGUAUUGAGAGACGUUCGAUUUUGUACGUGUAAGCCUUUUCUGUUGUUCUUAUUUUACUUUGUUUAUACAUCAAAUACAACCAGAGGUAAUGGUCUGGUGUAGUGGUUGUGAGAUAUCUGGAAUUAUUUGUUUUAUCUUCUUUUUGAACUUUUUUUGUUCAGUGGUUGUAGUGUUCUAGAGGAUAUUUUGUAGUCCAGUUUAAAGCUGGACUGUCAGUUACUUGUGCAAAUGGACCCUCCCUUCUGACCUGUAUCAGUGAAAUUCAUAUUGCGACUGGGAUCACAGAAACAUUAUGUGUACAUGUAUGUCCAAAUAUGGCAUCCUGACAUGCCUCACCUUUUGUAUGUGCCAUAGCUCUGUAUGCCUAAGGUGCUGUUUAUGUUUAGACAGGCAAUUACAAGAGCUCGUCAAAUGCCGAAGUCUCUAACUUCUAAUGCUGAAAGGGUGGAUGUCGUCCUGGGUGCCGACAAAUGGUACCCAGGUUCGAGAUCGACUGGACAAUUAGCACCCUGGGUGCCAUUACACUAGACAAAUAAGAUAAAACGAGAUUGCAAGAAACGUCGUCCCUAAGAUCCGUAAGCCAGGCAAAAAGAAGCUGGAAAUAAGAUAAAACGAGAUUGCAAGAAACGUCGUCCCUAAGAUCCGUAAGCCAGGCAAAAAGAAGCUGGGUGCUAUUUGUCUAGUGUAAUGGCACCCAGGGUGCUUAUUGUCCAGUCGAUCUCGAACCUGGGUACCAUUUGUCGGCACCCAGGACGACAUCCACCCUUUCAGCACUCUUAUCUACCUUUACUACAUUCUUUCUUAGGGAUAACCACAUAUAAUACUCUGAAUCAUGUAACUUCGUCAAAUGCAUAUUAUUGCCUUGUUCACAGUCUGUCAUUGAAUGUACUGUUGUUUUGUGCCCUCGGGCUGUUCUUAUGAUCAAGUCAAGUUGUUAUUGUGGUUUAAAAUAUUUUGAAAACAAGUCUUUUAGUUUUCUACUUUGCCAUGAUUGGCAUUGAAUUAU
Lineus longissimus is the source of this 2888-nucleotide messenger RNA. Its product is annotated as glycoprotein endo-alpha-1,2-mannosidase-like. NCBI's taxonomy places the organism in Eukaryota, Metazoa, Nemertea, Pilidiophora, Heteronemertea, Lineidae. The record is from RefSeq and is a predicted model, not a curated record. The coding region runs from base 126 to 1580 and encodes 484 amino acids. Gene Ontology annotation, molecular function: alpha-mannosidase activity. Gene Ontology annotation, cellular component: Golgi apparatus. The transcript has 4 exons.